This is a messenger RNA of Trichobilharzia szidati, 2632 nucleotides long. The record is from the annotation of a GenBank genome assembly. Lineage: Eukaryota; Metazoa; Platyhelminthes; Trematoda; Strigeidida; Schistosomatidae.
UGUAGCGGUAAAUAAUUCCCCAAAAUUAUUAACCACAGCAAUCAUCACUCAACAUUGGAUGCUGACCAUCACUGUUUAAGUCGACUUGUUUAGCUGAAGGCUUACGGUCAAGCAUCCCCGCCAUUUGGUGCUUCGUCGUGUCACGUGCGUGCACGAUUACUAGCUAGCUAAGCAUUCAUUCCUACCCGCGAUUUGGUCCCAAAAUAUAUAUCGUAUUUGGACGACAAAAUCUGGUCUUUUGCUUUACCAUUUGGUACUCGAAGAACGAACACUAUAGUGGUUGUUGGUAUAAGAUCUUGCGUUAGUAUAAUCCGUACAACUCGCGAACGUCAAUACCGUAAAUCACUAAACUGGUGAGCCCAACCACGAACUACAUCUUCAAUUCACACGCAGAUAAACCCGGUGAGUUCGUUCCUUUUUGUGUUUAUUCUUGUACUAUAUUGUUAUCGGCAUACUUUUCGUCAUGAGUGAUCCUAGCCCCAAGGUUAUUCAGAUUCGCUCAACCGCCAAAACAAUUCAGCUAGUACCAUUUUGGCCAGAUAAUGCUGAAACGUGGUUUCAGAUUGCUGAGUCUGAUUUUUGUGAACAUGGCAUAACCGAUCAACGUUCACAGUUCCUUGCAGUUAUUCACGCCCUACCGCGGGAAUUCAGCAGGUGCGUAACUCUGCAGAUGUCGGUAAGUAACUCGUACGAGUUGCUCAAAGCAUCCAUCCUCAAGAGAAACGUUCUCACAGAUCGACAACGUCUGGAUGAGUUAUUUCGUAACAUCGAGUUAGGAGAUCAGUCAGCUGUGAGCAUGCUGGCAAGAAUGAAAGAGAUCAUUGGCCAAAGUCAGUUCGAUGAAGGACUGUUCAGAGAACUAUUUUUAUCCAAACUGCCACAGUCAGUUCAGACUGUACUUGUGACACUUCAGGGUGUUCUCAUAGAUGAUUUAGCUGUCUCUGCAGAUAGAAUUCUAGAGAUAACGAAACGGCCAGUUGCCGAAGUAUACUCUGUUACCGAACAGACUUCGAAGAAGGAUUCUGCAAUGAUAGAGUUAAUCAACUCCGUCCAGCAGAUGCUUAGGUCAAACAAGCCUAGCAAUUCCUCCUAUCGUCGUUCUAAAUCCCCUCAACGGCUAAACGCACGUGGACGAUCUAAGUCCAACACACGUUCUCUCAAAAAUCCUGACUGGUGUUGGUAUCACAACACCUAUGGCAAGGAAGCGAAAUGUUGUCGAAAACCUUGUGAUUUCGACAAAGCCUCCAAGUCUGUGGGAAACUAUCCCGCCGGCACGCGUUAGCGGCAACCGUCGCCGGUGGCACUAGCCGCUUACUUUACAUCCAUGAUGUAAUGAGCCAGACUAGAUAUCUAGUCGACACAGGCGCCGAAGUCAGCGUCCUUCCUGCUACAGCAGCAGAUCGACAGAAGGAUCCUAACUUCAACCUACAGGCUGCAAAUGGAAAACCAAUUGCAACCUAUGGUCGGAAAUACGUCUAUCUGAACGUAGGUUUACGCAAACCUAUUCGGUGGAUUUUUCUGAUCGCUGACGUCACAAUGCCCAUCAUCGGCACGGACCUACUUAAUCAUCAUGAUUUGCUCGUAGACGUCCGCCGUAAACGAUUAAUUGACAACACUACUAGUUUGUCUAUCAAAGGCAUAACUUACGUAGGCCCCAGCUUGUCAAUCGUUAAGAUGAAAGCAAUCCUCGAUCCAACUUUUCAACCGAUUGUUGAUAAAUAUCCGGAACUGAAUUGCCCAUCUAACGACCUCCCGUGUAUAACCAGCAAUGUUAUGCACCACAUCAUAACCUCAGGACAGCCCGUGACAUCUAAGGCACGACGACUGGCCCCUGAUAAACUGAGAAUUGCCAGAAACGAAUUCGAUCAUAUGCUCACCCUUGGCAUCAUUCGGCCAUCGAAUAGUCCAUGGGCAUCCCCGUUGCAUAUGGUACCGAAAAAGGAUAGCAACGAUUGGCGACCCACUGGUGAUUACCGGCGAGUGAACGCCAAAACAACCCCUGAUUGCUACCCUUUGCCUCACAUACACGACUUGACGGCAACAUUAUCUGGAGCAUCUAUAUUCUCCAAAAUCGACUUGGUUAAAGCAUAUAACCAAAUCCCGAUGGCAACGGAAGAUAUUCCGAAAACGGCUAUCAUCACGCCUUUCGGACUUUUCGAAUUUCUACGUAUGCCAUUCGGCCUCCGGAAUUCGGCCCAAACAUUCCAACGCUUCAUCGAUGAAGUAUUUCGCGGUCUCGACUUUGUAUACGCAUACUUAGCCGACUGCUUCAUUGCCAGUCCAGAUAAGGAAACUCACCUUAGACACUUGGACUUGGCAUUUGAAAGGUUACGCCAACAUGGUGUUACCAUCAAUAUACAGAAGUGUCAGAUAGGCGUUGACUCACUCGAUUUUCUGAGUCACACUAUUGACUGUCAGGGCAUUCGCCCACUGGCUACUUCGGUCGAUAACUCUAAGAAAACGCGUUCUGGACGUCACGUUAGAUUUCCAGAAUACCUUCACACCUAUCUCACAUAACUGAGUGACACAUCAAUUUUUUUUUAUGUUGCGUCAUUUAACACAAGUAAAUGAUAUUUUUCCUAUAACCGUACAUAAAAUUAAAUUAGAUGUAUAUUUUUUUUCCCGAUAUUUU